GGCGCAGUGGACAACCUAAAUAUUUGUGAGUAGCGCGCAGCUGCGCCAGUAAUAAAACAGAAACGUCUGUCAGUAAUGCUGGGGCGAAAUAUUUUCCAUUUAUAAAUCAGGAUGGCCUCAUUUGGCUGGAAACGUAAGGUGGGGGAGAGAGUUUCUAAGGCGACCGUGCAGCAGUUUGAGCAGGACACGGAGCAGGUAGUUGAUGAUGAUGUGGAGAAGUGGGGAGUUGAUUGGCUGCAUGUGAUCAAACGGCGGCGAGAGGUGCUUCUGGAGGAUUGUGUUGCUAAGAGCAAGAGACUCAAGGAUGAGGGCAUACUACUCGCCGAGCAGGGCAGGAACUGGGAGGCAUUAAAGAGAUGGGACGAGGCCCUUCAGCUUACACCAGACGAUGCUGUGUUAUAUGAAAUGAAGUCACAGGUGUUGGUCAUCCUUCAAGAAGUGUUCUUGGCUGUGCAGUCUGCGGAGAUGGCGACCGGACUCCGCCCCCUCUGGUGGGAGGCGUGGCAAACUCUCGGUCGCGCCCAACUAAGUCUUGGUGAAGUGGAGCUUGCUGUGCGGUCCUUUCAAGUUGCAGUGCAUCUUUAUCCAUCCCAGUGUGCCCUCUGGGAAGAGGACUUAAACUGGGCUUUACAGCUCCAGAAGCAGAAACAAGCCAUCCGCCAAAGAGCCACAAAGGAAGAUGAAGCCCGGCAGCUCUUUGUGGAAGCUCCUGAGCUGAAGAGUGAUUAUGAUUUUGAGAGUGAUGAAGUAAUUGAGGCCUGCUCAUCCAUGGCUGAGAGACAGAAACAGUUUGAGGAUUUAAAGAAAAUGGCAAUUGUUGUGAAUGCACAGGGAGUGGCCAAGGAGGUGGUUGUCGAAGAUGACAAAAGACCCACUUCCUCAUCACAAAGUGUUUUGGUGAAGGCACGAGGACUCUGAGAGAAAUUAUAUGUUUUUGUCUCUUCUGUGUAUAUUGUUUAGAGUAUGUAAAUACUGUUGAUUUGAUCCUCAAACGUUCUGAUUGGCUUUCUUGUAGUGUAUAAUGCAUUUAAAGUUGCCAGUGAAUUUGUGGUGUGCUGUUUUUUGUUUUUAAGUAGGAUUUUCUUUUUUUUUCUUUUUUUUUUGCAGAAGAAGAUAAUAAUGGAAAAAGUGUUUUAGUAAAUUUUAUUUAGUUCCCAUAGUGUACUGCAGGAUCAAAUUUUGUCAUAACAGCUCAAAGAACUAGUAAGCAGCCAUUAAUUUGGUUCAAAUGGAGAGUUUAUGUCCCUCUUCUAUGUGUAUUGUUUAGCGUUAUUGUGUUUUGAUUGAUACUCCAGGUUUCUGAUUAGCUUUAGUGUACUGUGUAAAACAGUUACUGUUGUUGGUGAGCUUGUAUUGUGUGUACCAGAUACUCAGAGAAAUUAAA
Xyrauchen texanus (razorback sucker) is the source of this 1384-nucleotide messenger RNA. Its product is annotated as tetratricopeptide repeat protein 33-like. The record is from RefSeq and is a predicted model, not a curated record. The coding region runs from base 112 to 918 and encodes 268 amino acids. The transcript is spliced from 5 exons. NCBI's taxonomy places the organism in Eukaryota, Metazoa, Chordata, Actinopteri, Cypriniformes, Catostomidae. Gene Ontology annotation, molecular function: protein binding.